This is a messenger RNA of Paramuricea clavata, 474 nucleotides long. The record is from the annotation of a GenBank genome assembly. Lineage: Eukaryota; Metazoa; Cnidaria; Anthozoa; Malacalcyonacea; Plexauridae.
UGUGAAGUACUACAAGACAGCCAAACCAUAUUUACUUUGGCUGAGACCAAACCGACAACAACAUUGAACAAGGUUUUUGAAUACUUGAAAUUAAACUACAAGAAAAAUCUAUCUGGCUAUGAGUUCCUUGGGCUUACAAGGCCUGAAGUUAUUCAACAAAUACAUCAGUGUUCAAGUGAGGUAAAUGUAGGAAAGAGCAAACCUGCAGAGAGUUUAGAGCCAAACAACUUGAACAGUGCCUCUAGACUAAAGUGGAAACCAGAUGCGGUACCUAUGCCAUAUCCUUUGCUUGAAAAGCUAUUGAAAAAUAAGACAAGAAAUGCUGGGCCAACAAGUAGUUUGCAGGUUAAAUCGCAAAAGGAUAGAAAUGCUUUGGUGCACGAAGCAGUACAAUUUACUUCAUUUAAUGACAUUAAAAGUCGUUUGUCAUUUAUCUCUGCAAGAAUGAUCCCGAUCUUGUUGCCAGUGCUAUAA